This is a messenger RNA of Drosophila navojoa, 5403 nucleotides long. It is a transcript of the gene Abca3, whose product is annotated as ATP binding cassette subfamily A member 3. Lineage: Eukaryota; Metazoa; Arthropoda; Insecta; Diptera; Drosophilidae. Gene Ontology annotation, biological process: transmembrane transport; lipid transport. Gene Ontology annotation, cellular component: membrane; intracellular membrane-bounded organelle. The record is from RefSeq and is a predicted model, not a curated record. Gene Ontology annotation, molecular function: ATP hydrolysis activity; ATP binding; ABC-type transporter activity.
UAAUAUUUUUCUUCAGCUUAGGCACGUUUAGAUAAUAUCAGGAUAUGACGGGAUAAGGCAUUAUGGAAAAAGUUUCAAGCUGGACCAAAUUUAAGCUUUUGCUAUGGAAAAACUGGGUUCUGCAAUGGAGCCAUAAAAUCCAACUAUUUGUUGAGGUGUUACUGCCUAUCGUCUUUUGUCUCCUACUUAUAUUAGUACGUAUUGCGGUUCACGUCAGUGAAGAGGGAGUUUCCAACUAUAAAGUACAAAAGAUCGACUCGCUGGAAUUAUUCAAAUAUGAAGUGAAUAGUGAAUGGUCGCAUCGUUUUAAAAUGCUUGUUUCCCUAGCCUCAAAGAAAAGUAAAUCCGUAAACAGUUUGUCUGGCAAUGCGCGUCCAAACUUUGUGCUGGUAUAUGCACCCCAGAAUGCUGUGCUGGACGACCUGAUGACCAAGGUUGCGGAGAGACUGAAUAUGUCUGUAGUGGGUAUCGCCAGCAUCGACAACAUUGAAUCGAAUGUGGUGGGGUCAAAUGCUUUUGCUGGCGUUGCGUUUCAUGGAUCCAAAUUUGAUCAACUACCGGACAAUUUAGAAUACACAUUGCGAUUUCCUUCUGAGCUGCGGACGGUCAAAUUUGGCUCAGCCACAUGGCUUACAAAGCGAUUAUAUCCAGUGCUAUCACCACCAGGACCACGAAAUCCCGAUUCCGAUGAUGGUGGAAUACCUCCCGGCUAUUUGCGCGAAGGCUUCCUGCCCAUACAGAACGCGAUUAGCAUGUGCUACAUACAACUCAAGUCAUCUGGCAAAACAUUGCCCGACGUAGUUAUGCAACGCUAUCCGUAUCCGGCCUAUACAAAUGAUAAGUUGAUAGGCGCGUUCAACGAUGUGAUAUCCCUAAUUAUUCUGCUGAGUUUCAUCUAUCCGUGCACAUGCAUAACCAGGUAUAUCUCUAAGGAGAAGGAAAUGCAAUUGAAAGAAGUGAUGAAGAUAAUGGGACUGGACAACUGGUUGCAUUGGUCUGCCUGGUUCAUUAAGUCAUUCUGCAUGCUGACAAUAUCAGUGAUUUUUAUGGUUGCAUUGAUGAAAAUACGCUUCAGCGAGAACGUCGCCGUCCUAACCCAAUCAAAUUUCUUCGCCGUGCUCUUGUUCUUCCUGAUUUACAUGACGAACACGAUCUGCUUUUGCUUCAUGAUGUCCACGCUCUUCGCCAAGGCAAGCACAGCGGCAGCGGUAACUGGCUUGGUGUGGUUCAUCUUCUAUAUGCCGUAUAUGCUCACGAUUGCCACAUACGGCGGACUCAGCCUGAGCGAUAAGCUCGGGUGGUCAAUGUGCUUGAAUACGGCAAUGGGCUUUGGUAUAAUGUUAAUCGUGUCAUUUGAGGCAUCGGGUGAGGGCUUACAGUGGUACAAUUUAUUCUCGCCGGUUAACAUCGAUGACAACCUAACUGUUGGCUAUGUUAUGAUAAUGAUGCUGGUGUCCAGCGUAGUCUAUAUGCUGGUUUGCCUCUACAUUGAGCAGAUAUUCGCUGGCAGCUAUGGCGUGACGCGUGAAUGGUAUUUCCCCUUUACAAAGUCGUUUUGGUGCCAGGCAAAGAAAGUGACGCACCCAGAGGACAUGCCCGAACUAGAGCAGCAGGAUCCAAACGCCUUCGAGGCAGAGCCAACUGACAAGCUCAUUGGUCUACAGAUCAGAAAUCUGAAGAAGAAAUUCCAAAAUAAAUGGGCUGUCAAGGGAAUAUCGCUGAAUAUGUAUGAGGACAACAUCACCGUGCUACUUGGCCACAACGGAGCUGGCAAAACGACAACCAUAUCGAUGCUAACGGGCAUGCUGCCGCCAACAUCUGGCACGGCAAUCAUCAAUGGCAGCGACAUACGUACCAAUACCAAGGGGGCGCGCGAGUCCUUGGGCGUUUGUCCACAGCAUAAUGUGUUAUUUAAUGAUAUGACCGUUGAAAACCAUUUGCGCUUCUUCUGUCGGCUCAAAGGUCUUAAGGGCCAGGCCGUGGAUGUUGAGGUGAAGAAGUAUCUGCAAAUGAUCAACCUGGAAAAGAAAGCCAAUAAUUUGGCGGAAACACUAUCGGGUGGCAUGAAGCGUAAGUUAUCCCUCUGCUGUGCUCUUUGCGGUGGCACCAAAGUUGUACUCUGCGAUGAGCCCAGCUCUGGGAUGGAUCCAGCUGCUCGGCGACAACUGUGGGAUCUACUGAUAAGCGAACGGCCUGGUCGCACCAUAUUACUGACCACACAUUUCAUGGAUGAGGCCGACGUGCUGGGCGAUCGUAUUGCUAUUAUGUGCGGUGGAGAGCUCAAGUGCAAUGGCACUUCCUUUUUCUUGAAGAAGAAGUUCGGGUCAGGUCAUAAAUUGAUACUUGUCAAAAGGGAUAAUUGUCAUCCGGCGGAAGUGACGGCCGUACUUAGCAAGUAUAUCCCCAAUAUACGGCCAACUAGCGAUAUUGGCACUGAGCUAACCUACAGUCUGCCCGAUAAGUAUUCGAGUAAGUUCGAGGAACUAUUUCGAGAACUAGAGAAGCGCAAAGAUGAGUUGAAUCUGGAUGGUUUUGGUGUUGGCAAUACUUCGCUGGAAGAAGUGUUCAUGAAAGUGGGUGCCGAGUCGAUGCCCAAUGGCGAUGCAGUUGAGCCUAAGUCAAAGGUGGUUCCUUUGGCUCAAAAUCCCGACAAUGAAUCCAUGAAAUCGGACACCUAUUUGGCGCAUAGUGCUCAAAUGCUGGAUGGCAUGAAGCUGACGGGCAAUCAGUGGGCGGCAAUGCUGUAUAAGAAGAUGCUUUAUACCUAUCGCAACAAAGUACUGUUUCUCGUGCAAAACCUCUUGCCCAUUCUGUUUGUGGCCUUAACUAUAAUGGUGUCCCGCAGUGGUGGCACGAACGCAGAUUUGCCAGCGAUAGAACUCGAUCUUACUCAAUAUCCAGUUGCGGUUUCCGUGAUGGAAGCUCUGCCUGGUCCGCCAGGCAGUUCGCAGGGCGCUUUGAUCGCCGAAAGCUACAAACAGUUGGCCACUUCGUAUGGGCCUAGCUAUACGUUGGAGACUACAGGCAAUCAGAGUUUUUCGGACUACAUACUCGAAUUGGGAAAGACCAUUCAGCUGAGAAUAAACGCACGCUACCUGGUAGGUGCCACCAUUGGAGAGCAUAGUAUAACUACCUGGCUCAACAACCAGCUAUUGCACACAGCACCACUCACGCUAAACAUGGUGCACAAUGCGAUAGCGCGCGCCCUGAUUGGCGAAAAUGUAAGAAUCCGCGUUACCAAUUCGCCGCUGCCGUUCAAAACGGAGACAUUGCUCGUCCGGUCACAAACUGGCGCUGGCCUGGGCACCCAAUUAGCCAGCAAUAUAGUUUUCUGUAUGUGUUUUGUCACUACAUUAUACAUAUUGUUCCUAAUCAAUGAACGCGAAUCGAGGUCGCAACUAUUACAGUUCGUGAGCGGCGUCAAGGGCUGGAUCUUUUGGCUGUCUCACUUUAUUUGGGACAUUUUGACCUUUGCGGUAACGGCCUUUAUUGCUACAAUGACGCUAGCUUGCUUCCAGGAAGAGAACUUCAGUACUGUUGGCCAGUUGGGUCGCAUCUUUUUGUUGAUGCUGAUCUUUGGAUUUGCCGUCUUGCCCUUCACUUAUUUCCUGUCGUAUUCUUUCAAAGAUGCCGCCACUGGCUUUGCUCGCAUCGUUAUUCUGAACAUAUUCGCUGGUAUGGCCAUAUUCGCAGUAGUCAUCAUAAUGUCCAGCGAGCUAUUCGAAUCGAAAACUGUCGCGAAUUGGCUAAACAAUAUAUUCCGCAUCUUUCCGCACUUUUCGCUCGCCAUGGGCAUCCACAAGGUCAGCUCAAACACGGCCACGCGAGCUGCUUGCGACAAGCUAACUGGGCUGCCGCCCAUCAUUAUCUGCGAGCUUGUGCCCAUGUGUUGCAGCGUAAGUGACUUUUUUGAUUGGGAGCCGCCAGGUGUGCUGCAGGAGAUUGUUUACAUGAUCACCGUGGGCUUUAUACUGUUUAUAUGCCUUUUGCUGAACGCAUACGGCAUAAGUCGCAAGAUCAUAUCUUGGCUAUCUAAAAAACCAUUGAUGCCGCCCGAGCGAACUAACGUUGAUGACGAUGUGGAUAAGGAGCGUAGACGCAUUUUGAAUUUGAGUCAGCACGAGAUAGCUGAAAAGAAUCUAGUGCUGGAUCGUGUCUGCAAGUAUUACGGAAAGUUUUUGGCUGUUAACCAGGUGUCGCUAUGCGUGAGCGAAGGCGAGUGCUUUGGCUUGUUGGGCGUCAAUGGUGCUGGAAAGACUACAACGUUCAAAAUGCUGACAGGUGAUACGAAUAUUAGCCUUGGUAACGUCUAUGUUCAGGGCAGGGAUCUGCAGAAGGAUAUAAAUGAGAUAUACAAACGAAUUGGCUAUUGUCCGCAGUUCGAUGCGGUACUUGAGAACCUAAGUGGUCGAGAGCUCUUAAAGAUUUUCUGCCUUCUGCGCGGCAUUAGGAGAAAGAACAUUAAGCCGUUGUCCGAAGAAUUGGCCAUGUCAUUUGGCUUUCUAAAGCAUCUCGAUAAGAAGACGAAGGCCUAUAGCGGCGGUAACAAGCGCAAACUGAGCGCAGCCAUUGCAGUGCUUGGUUCUCCGGCUGUUGUUUACAUGGACGAGCCCACCACCGGCAUGGAUCCAGCUGCCCGACGUCAGCUUUGGAAUAUUGUGUGUCGUAUAAGGGACUCGGGUACAUCAAUCGUGCUCACAUCGCACAGCAUGGAGGAGUGCGAAGCGUUGUGCACUCGUCUUGCUAUCAUGGUCAAUGGCGAGUUGAUGUGCAUGGGCUCCACGCAGCAGUUGAAGAACAAGUUCUCCAAAGGUUUCAUACUUAAAAUUAAAAUGCUACCCAAUUUAACAGUUCAAAAACGCGGGCCUCUAUUAAAUGAUGGCUACAGCACACCCAUUCCAUAUGAUGUUAGAAAUAUGUCGAUGGAUAGUAACCUCGAUUCCUUAAGGACUUCGACCGCCUCCAAUGAAAAUGUGUCGCCGACGCCCGUCCCAUACAAAGGCAGCGUAGCCGAUAUCCUGCCGUCGACUGGCAGUGUAAUCGCAAUCGAUAAUGGCACUAUAGCAAAGCAGGAUAAUGAUAAAGUCAAAGCGUUUGUGCAAGAGAAGUAUCCGGAGUCUGUUCUACAGGAGGAGUGCCAGGGCAUGCUUACGUUUUACAUUCCAUUACAGGGCCUUAAAUGGUCUGAAAUUUUUGGUAUUAUAGAGAGCCACCGUGAAGAGUUGCAUGUGGAGGAUUACUCCAUAAGUCAGACAACAUUGGAGGAGAUAUUCUUAGAAUUUGCCAAAUUUCAGGCAGCAGAUGAACGCCAUUCAAAGUGAGCUAACUCCAGGACGUAUUAACUGUAGGAGCUAGCUAGCUAGCUUUUUCGUGGAUUAAAUAUCAUACAGAAUAUCAUACCUA